Molecule: messenger RNA, 1536 nt
Organism: Neohortaea acidophila
Lineage: Eukaryota; Fungi; Ascomycota; Dothideomycetes; Mycosphaerellales; Teratosphaeriaceae
Product: PIG-P-domain-containing protein
Exons: 1
Coding region: 93-1268 (391 amino acids)
Source: RefSeq, a predicted model, not a curated record
CGACAACUUGAACAUCUUCACAUCCACGUGGUCUACUCGUCCUGUUUCCUGGACGGUCUAGCCUUCAUAGGCAUCCACGGCAAAGCAGAGGCAUGCCGUCAAGGCCUCCGCCGACUCCAUAUGGCUUCCAGUCGCGAUCCACCCCGAACUUCCCCACGAUACGAAACUUGGAGGCUUCGAGCGGCAGCAACACGAGUACAGGCACUGGAAGCGUAACGCCGUCCACUACUGCCGCAGGUCGGGCCUCUCCCGAGAUCAUCACUUCGCCCUCGGAGCCUGCUUCUAUUGAAGACUACUCUCUUGGCUAUGGCGAUGAGUCGGAAGAAGAGUCGGAAGUGGACGAUGAUGAAGAGGAAGAGGAGGAUGGUCAUGUUGGACAUCUCCCACCAAGACCCUCCCUCCAGAACCAGCAUUCAAGAUCGCACACAUACCUCGCGCCGUCCACCUUUGCGCCACCAUUCUAUGGCCGACCACCUACUCCUCUGCCUCCCUCACCCUCCUUGACCUCCCUUCUCCGUCCCAAUUUUAGCAGCCAGAACAGUCGGCCUACCACACCAGAUCACUCAAGUGACGACGGCACGCCACACACGCGCGGCGACGUCACGGGAACGCAGACGCCAAACUCCGCCGCCGCAUCUACGCUGACGAGCAGCUAUCGCGCGGCCAAGCCUAUCGCUAGAGCCAGCCCCAAAGUGCCCACGUACGAAUACUACGGCUUCACCCUGUACCUGACAUCAUCUCUGGCAUUCAUCGUCUACUUGCUCUGGAGCUUUCUGCCUAGCCCUUUCUUGGAGCAGCUGGGCAUCUACUACUACCCCGACCGCUGGUGGGCGCUCGCUAUUCCCGCCUGGACCGUGAUGUUCAUCCUCUACAUUUACGUCGCCUUGGCGAGCUACAACACCGGCUACUUGACACUGCCCAUGAACUCGGUAGAGUGCAUGGUAGAUGAAGCUGCGAAUGUCGCGGCUGUGGAUGCAAGAGGCAAUUUGCUCCGCGAGCAUAAACCAUCAUGGCAGACGCGCACGCCUAAGCGGGUGGAGAAAGGGAAGAAAGGUGGGAAGGGCAAGUGCGGUGGUGGUCGGAGUAGGCAGAACAGUCUGACCAAAUCGCGAGCACCAGCAAUCCCCGGCCAGAGUCUGGAUUGGCGUACUCUUUGGAAUGAAGGGACGGACGCGGUCAUGGAUAUUCCGAUCGGCGGUGUCUGUGAGAUUCUCUAUGGGCGGUAUGAAGACGAUGACGAUCUCAACGGGAAUGCGUACGAUAGAUGAUUGUGCAGGUAAUGUCUGAAUCUAAAUGUUUUUGGACCUCUGAUGUCCACUUCGCUAUGACUGUCGCGGGCUACACUUUCAUGCUGAUCAGUGCGAAUAGCAUCUCCUGUGGUACUACGCGAUUCCACAGAUCUGCCAAUGUUAACAAUUGCGCGAAACACACUCUCGUGACGUCCUGUCCGCAAUCUCCUGUGUGUCUACCGCUGUGGUCAUUCCCAUUCCUCGAGCUCGUUCCUUGCAUUCCUAUCUCGCUACUUCCUAUCGCGCU